GGCCCCGUCAGUGCGUGAGCGCGCGUCGGCAGCGGUGACGCGCACGAGAGAGAUCCCGGCUUGAGGAACAUCAUCAUGAGCUCUAGAAAGGUGUUGGCCAUUCAAGCGCGGAAGAGGAGGCCGAGAGGAAAGAAGGAUAAGACAGGUCAGCAUCGCAGGCCCGACACACAGAAGGUUCCGUCCACUCCCCCCCCUCCCCCUCCUCCUCCCCCCCCUCCUCCACCCCCCCCACCCGAGCCCGUGGCCCCGUCGGAGCCGGAGGAGGAGAUUCUGGGCUCUGAUGAUGAAGAGCAGGAGGAUCCGGCCGACUACUGCAAAGGAGGAUACCAUCUGGUCAAGAUCGGGGACCUGUUCAACGGCAGGUACCAUGUGAUCCGCAAGCUGGGCUGGGGCCACUUCUCCACCGUCUGGCUGUGCUGGGACAUCCAAGCGAAGCGUUUUGUUGCAAUGAAGGUUGUGAAGAGUGCACAGCAUUACACAGAAACGGCACUGGAUGAAAUUAAAUUACUCAGAUGUGUGCGUGAGACAGAUCCUGAUGAUCCUAAUAAGGACAUGGUUGUUCAACUUAUAGACGACUUCAAGAUCUCAGGGGUGAAUGGGAUUCAUGUGUGUAUGGUGUUUGAAGUUCUUGGUCAUCAUUUGCUCAAGUGGAUCAUCAAGUCUAAUUAUCAGGGUUUGCCGUUACCCUGCGUCAAGAGCAUCAUUAGACAGGUUCUGCAGGGGCUGGACUACCUUCACAGUAAGUGUAAGAUCAUCCACACGGACAUCAAGCCAGAGAACAUCCUGAUGUGUGUGGACGAGGCCUUCGUGCGCAGGAUGGCAGUCGAGGCCACCGAGUGGCAGAAAGCAGGAGCGCCUCCUCCCUCAGGAUCCGCCGUCAGCACGGCUCCUCAACUCAAACAGGUGGGGAAGAUUUCCAAAAAUAAGAAGAAGAAGCUGAAGAAGAAGCAGAAGCGUCAAGCGGAGCUGCUGGAGAGACGCAUGCUGGAGAUCGAAGCGCUGGAGCGAGAGGCGGAGAAACAGAGAGUGGGUGGAGCCUCAGACUCCGCCCCCAGCCCCGCCCUGGCGCUGGCAGACAGUGAGGAAGAGGAUGAUGAAGAGGUUGAUGAGGACGAGGAGGCCGAGGGAGAGAAGGAGAGGCCCAUCAGACUCACCAACCACACAUGCGCAGAACCGGAUCAGGACCAGCAGGAAAGUGAGGAGAACGAGGAAGAAGAAGAGUCACCCACACAUACUCCACCCGGACAGCUGGAGGAGCGGGAAAACUCAGGACAACCAGAAGAACAGGAGGGAAAUGAAGAUGCGGGAGAGGAAGAGGAGGAUAAAGCCGAGGAAGAGGAAACAGAAGUCACGCCCACGCAGAACACCACAGAUGAGCUGAAGACACAGGAGAGUACGAACCAGGGAGAAACUGAGACGACAGAGAGACAAGAGGACGAGGAGGAGGAGGAGGAUGAAGAAGAAUACGACGAUGAUGAUGAUGAGGAGGAGGAGGAAGAGGAGGAGGAGGAGGAGGAGGAGGAGGAGGAGGAGGAGGAGGAGGAGGAGGAGGAGGAGGAGGAGGAGGAGGAGGAGGAGGAGGAGGAGGAGGAGGAGGAGGAGGAGGAGGAGGAGGAGGAGGAGGAGGAGGAGGAGGAGGCAGACGGUGAAGGCCAAGAGCACAAUGAAUCCUCUAAGACUAACGGUCAUGUGAUCAUGUGUGUGCAGGAGCGUGAGUCUCCCAGCAUGCCUCAGUCCUCGCUCCUCUGCCCUCUGGUGGAGUCGGAGAUCAGCACGACCGACCGCGAGGCUUCCGACGCCUCCCACGAGCUUCCCAACGGAGAACCCGGACUCCCCAAUGGAGAACCCGGACACCUCAACGCAGAACCCGGACUCCCCAACGGGUCUCGGCACCGGGGCACCACCCCACGCUUCCCCGAGCUCCCGCUGGACCCCACGCUCCCCGACGCCGAGGACGAGGCCCAGGCUCUCAGCGGGAACACUGACCGCAGCAGAACCGUGUCCUCGUCCAGCACCGGGGACACGCCCAGAGCGAGGGUUCGAGCGGCCGAUCUGCUGGUCAAUCCUCUGGAUCCGCGCAACGCAGAUGUUCUGAGAGUCAAAAUCGCUGACCUGGGCAAUGCAUGCUGGGUGCACAAGCACUUCACGGAGGACAUCCAGACGAGGCAGUACCGGUCCGUCGAGGUCCUGAUUGGUGCGGGAUACAGCACUCCAGCCGACAUCUGGAGCACAGCCUGCAUGGCGUUCGAGCUCGCCACCGGAGACUAUCUGUUCGAGCCACACUCGGGGGAAGACUACUCUCGGGAUGAAGACCACAUCGCUCUGAUUAUGGAGUUGCUGGGAAAAAUCCCCCGCAAGAUCAUCGCAGCAGGAAAAUACAGCCGUGAGUUCUUCUCAAAGAAAGGUGAACUGCGGCACAUCACGAAACUCAAGCCCUGGACUCUGUUUGAUGUGCUGGUGGAAAAGUACGGCUGGUCGGCCGAGGACGCUGGUCACUUCACACACUUCUUGUUGCCCAUGCUGGAGAUGGUGCCGGAGAAACGGGCCUCUGCUUCAGAGUGCCUCAACCACCCCUGGCUGAACUCGUAGCACUUCUGCCCCUCAGACUCACUGACGGUUCCACAUUCAGAACUGCAGCCCACCGUCACUAGAGAACUAGAGACUUCAGAGAUACGAGGGUGGGCUUCAACACACACACACACACGGGAGAAACAAGCCUGUCUUUAUACCUGAAGCUUCAUUCACCGUCUUCCUCCACCUCAUUCAACAGAAUUUUACAGGCUGAACACAGAAAGUGAGAUCAUUUCACAUUAACUGACAGAUAAAAAAGACUUUUGACAUUUUAUUUAUGAUAUUUUUAUGAUUAAACAUUUUAAGAUGUUUAAUUUUAAGAAACGGGACAGAGUGUUUUGGUAAGGUUUAUAACUCGUGGAACUCAGUUUCUUCUUGAGGCCUUCAGUGAAACUCUUGUGAAUGUCCUAGAAAAACAAUAAUUUACACAGAUGAAUUAAUUCACACAGAGAUUAAUAUA
Messenger RNA from Rhinichthys klamathensis goyatoka, 3031 nucleotides. RefSeq names its product SRSF protein kinase 2 (gene srpk2). Gene Ontology annotation, molecular function: protein kinase activity; ATP binding. Gene Ontology annotation, biological process: protein phosphorylation; regulation of mRNA processing; spliceosomal complex assembly. NCBI's taxonomy places the organism in Eukaryota, Metazoa, Chordata, Actinopteri, Cypriniformes, Leuciscidae. The record is from RefSeq and is a predicted model, not a curated record.